Messenger RNA from Prinia subflava (tawny-flanked prinia), 1436 nucleotides. RefSeq names its product FA complementation group L (gene FANCL). NCBI's taxonomy places the organism in Eukaryota, Metazoa, Chordata, Aves, Passeriformes, Cisticolidae. The record is from RefSeq and is a predicted model, not a curated record. Gene Ontology annotation, molecular function: ubiquitin protein ligase activity. The transcript is spliced from 13 exons. Bases 41 to 1264 code for a protein of 407 amino acids. Gene Ontology annotation, biological process: protein monoubiquitination; interstrand cross-link repair. Gene Ontology annotation, cellular component: nucleus; Fanconi anaemia nuclear complex.
GCCUCACGUUCGAACGGCGGCGGCGGCGCCGGGCGGGAACAUGGCGGGAGCGCGGGCUCUGCUGCGGCUCUGCCCGCUGCUGCUGCCGCAGGACCGCCACGGCACCGCCUACGAGGGCUUUGUCACUGCCCAGGGUAGAGACUUCCACAUCAGGAUACUGCUACCAGUGGAUUUGCAACUGAAAAAUGCCAGGAUAGAGUGCAGCUGGCAUCUGAAGAAGAUCCUGCAUGGAUAUCGGCACAUUUUAAAGCAGAGGCUGCACAGCUGCCCAGAUCUUGUCAGCUUUAUGGUGGAGCUGAAAACUGUUCUGGAAAUUGCUUUAAAGAACACACAAGACCUGCACGUCCCACGGCCUCCAGAAUACUACUCCUGUCUUGUCAGAGAUCUAGAAACACUGGGCUGGAAUAGAGUGGCCUAUGUGGACACCGGGCUGACCACAGUCAAGUUAAAAGCUGAGGACUCUUGUGGUCGACAGCAUCACAUUACUCUCAAGUUAAAUGCAAAGUAUCCUACAGAACCACCAGGCUGCCUUGUGGAUUUUCCUGUUCCAUUUGCAGUUUCCUGGAUGCCACAGAACUCCUUAAUAGACAUUUACAACCAGUUCCUGGCAGCAUUGGAGUCGCUGAAGGAGUUCUGGGAUGCCCUUGAUGAGAUCGAUGGGAAGACAUGGGUGCUUGAGCCAGAAAAUCCCACACGGAGCGCUACAACCAGGAGAAUUGCAAUAGGGAAUAAUGUCUCAGUGAACAUAGAGGUAGAUCCUCGCCAUCCAAACAUGCUUCCAGAGUGUUAUUUCCUUGGAGCAGAUCACGGUAAGGCAGCAGAUUCCACUUGUUUCUCCUCUGGACUCAGAUCUCUGUUCCAAUCCCCACCUGAAACCCGGGAGGUUCAUUAUUCCUGCCUGUUGUUUGCAGAAGUGAACCCUCUGAGAACUAAACUCAACAACAACAUGCACUUGUGGGAUCCGGAGAUCAGCUUGUUACAAAACUUGAGAGAGCUCCUAGAAAUUGAUUUUCCGUCUCGUGUGGUGUUGGAAAAAAGCGACUUUGCCCGGGACUGUGGGAUCUGCUACGCCUAUCGGCUGGACGGCAGCGUGCCCGACCGUGUGUGCGACGAUCCCCGCUGUGGGCAGCCCUUCCACCAGGCCUGUCUCUAUGAGUGGCUACAAGGCCUUCCUACCAGCAGACAGAGUUUUAAUGUCAUCUUUGGUGAAUGUCCCUAUUGUAAUAAGCCCAUGACACUGAAAUCUUCAAUGAAGAAACUCUAGGAAAAAACUACAUGGUGGGAGCACCACUGUACUCCUGCUGAAGACCAGUGAACAGCACCAUCAAAGCAGAAACAAGGACAGGACAAUGAGCAGCAGAAGCACCAGAACAGCUGCAGUGUAGGGGUAGGUUUCAUCAGCAAAUGCCAGCCUAAACACAACAGAGAGAGAGGGA